Messenger RNA from Penicillium cinerascens, 588 nucleotides. RefSeq lists its product as uncharacterized. Lineage: Eukaryota; Fungi; Ascomycota; Eurotiomycetes; Eurotiales; Aspergillaceae. Bases 1 to 588 code for a protein of 195 amino acids. The transcript is spliced from 2 exons. The record is from RefSeq and is a predicted model, not a curated record.
AUGGCGCUUGAUAUGGCUGGUAUCAUCAAGAUUGACAGUGUCGAUUCUCUUUACAUAUGUCUUGGCCAUUCGACUUAUGAGAAUGGAUGGGAAGACGGCAUUACUUGGACGCUAAACGGAAUGGCUGUCGAGAACAUCUUCGUUGACAUUCGUCGCGACCCCAAUCAUAAUGUCGGCCUUCUUGACCGUUACUACAUUCAGCCUGGUGGCUCACCCCAUUGGGUGGCCCGGCCCAUACAAAUUGACUUGAUCGAGGGGUCCAUCAUGUGCUGUCUUGGACACCGUUCCUUGGACUGUGGUGUCCCAGGUAUCUACACCCUCGGAAUGAUUGGCUCCGAGAUAGAGCUGGUUUAUAUUCCUCAAAUGAAUCCAUUCAGACAUGAUGCACCUCCGACUCCAACAAUACUUAAUGUCCCCACAGGAGCAUCUUGUAUUUCCUCUGCUCUGAUCACCCUUCAAAAUAACCCGGACGUUGGAAGCACGAAGCUCUUCAUUGCAGGCACGGACGGAUUUUAUCUCUUUACACCUGAAGACCAGAAGGAGAAUGUUGACUCCCUUCGUCUAGCGUCAAAAGCGGAGACGAUUUAG